AUGUCCGUCCAGGAAAGCCUGGGGUCGCCUACGGCCGUCAGGCCCCGGCCGGGGAUCCCCCCCAAGCCGGCGGCGCCGUCCGACCCGGACGGAGGCGGCCGGCCCGGAGCCCCGGGGGGAAAGGUCAAGAACAUCGUCAACAAGUUCAGCAAGCCGGCCAAUGGCGGCGCGGAGCUCGGCCCGGGAAGGAGAUCCCACAGGCCGCCCACGAUCAAGCCCAAACCCCGCCGGACCAGCCUGCCGCUCCAAAUGGGAGCGGAGCGGGCGCCGCCGCUGCCCCGGAAGAGGACCCGCGGCCUGAGGAAGCAGAGCAGCGUGGGGGGCGAGGAGGGCGAGGGGGUGUGCGCCGAGGAAGAUCGAUCAGCGCCGGACGGGAAGGAGGGGGAGGAGCAGCUGGCGGGCGGCGGCGAGGCGGAGGCGGAGCGCGGGCCGGACGCCCCCCCGAGCCCCUGCUGCCCGCCGGGCUGCGGCUGCGCGUGCCACCUCCAGCGUCCCGGCAUGAAGCUGGCCUGGGUGCCUCUGGACUGGGAGGACAACGACCAGGGGGGGGCGGGCGGCGAGGAACAUGACUCAGAGUCGGAGGUGGAUGUAGAGAUUGAGACGGGAGAGGAGGGGGACAGCGAGGAGGAGGAGGAUCUGUACCGCUCGCCCGUGUUGGACGAGAGGGCCGAGGCGGAAAAGGCCCGGUUCCAUCAGACUCUGGAGGUGGCGAUGGCCGAGGGCCAGCGGCGGCUGUCCGACCCCGGCCCCCGAUCCGCCCUCUCCUCCCUCGUCGUUUCCCAGGGCCAGACUCCGUCCGUCCCCCCGAAGCAGUCCGCCUCGCCCCCCGCGGACCAGCAUCCCUCCCAGUGUGAGGAGGACAGCAUUUACGACAUGGCGCUCCCGACGGUCGACCCCCUCCCUAAACAAGUCCCCGGUGUUCCUCAGAUCACCGUGUGCAAACCCCCCCGGCGCUCCAAACUGCCGCACAGCACCUCGGACCCCACCUCGGACUUCGAGCCCGGCUACACGCCGCCCGCCGUCCCGCCGCGGGUCCCGCUGACCCCGGGCGGCCGCAGCCUGACGCCGGGGCCCCGGGCCGGCGUGCCCCUCCCCAUGCCCACGGCGGAGGAGCUGCGCUCCUUCCGCUCCUCCUCGCCCAGCAGCCCCAGACGGGCCCCCCCGCAGCCCCCCGCCGGCUCCCUGCAGCCCCACAGGGCCCCGCCCCCGCCGCCCAAGGUGGACCCCAGGAGGCUCAGCAGCGCCUCGGUGCAGUCGGCCCCCCCGGCGACGGGCGGAGAGGACGAAAAUGGAGGGAAUGAAGACGAGAAGGAGGACGCAGAAGUGUCCGUGGUCAAGAGGGAUUCCCUCAGGAGGAAGAUUUCGUCCAUCUGGCAGUCCCGUCUGCAGAAUGAACCCCUCUACCAGACCUACCGCGCCACCGUCAUCACGAAGGAGAUCCGCCGGCAGACGGUGUGCCGCAACAUCAGCAAGACCAGCGCCGACUACGCCAUGGAGUGGGCGGCCCCCCGCAACGGGGGCGGCCCGGAGGCGGCCGGCGCCGGCGGGGGGCCCAGGCCCAGCCCCGCGGCCGCCCCGGCCCAGAGCACCCUGUGGCAGGACCUCCCCCGGGUGCGGGAGAGCGGCGUGCUGGCCAACCUCUCCCACGAUCAGUGCAGAUACCAGGAGAGCAUGUUCGAGGUUCUGACAUCGGAGGCGUCUUACCUGCGCUCGCUGCACGUUCUGACCGAUCACUUCCUGAACAGCCGCGAGCUGGAGGAGACGAUGAUCAUCAGAGAAAGGAAGACCCUCUUCUCCAACAUCCUGAGGGUGCGCGAGGUCAGCGAGAGGUUCUUGAAAGACCUGGAAGAUCGCACAUUCGAGGACGUGGUCAUCAAAGACAUCUGCGACAUCAUCCACUACCACUCCCAGCACAACUUCCCCGCGUACAUCGACUACGUGCGCAACCAGAUCUACCAGGAGCAGACGUACACCACCCUCAUGAAGAACAAUGUCCAGUUCGCUGCCGUCAUCGCGCGGCUGCAGGAGUCGCCCCAGUGCCACCGGCUGCCCUUCAUGUCCUUCCUGCUGCUGCCCUUCCAGAGGAUAACGCGCAUCAAAAUGCUCAUCGAGAACAUCCUAAAGAGGACACAGGAGGGGACUGCGGAGGAGGGGACGGCCUCCAAGGCUCUGGCUUCUGUGUCAAAGAUCAUCGACGAGUGCAACACCCAGGUGGGGAGGAUGAGGCAGAUGGAAGAGCUGAUCCAGUUGUCUAACUUGCUGGAGUUCGACAAGCUGAAGGCCAUCCCGAUCAUCUCCCAGACUCGAUACCUGGAGAAGAAGGGAGAGCUGAUGGAAAUGUCCAAAGGGGCCACGAUCUUCAACAUGAGGGGGAAGUUCAGCACGGUGUACCUCUUCCUGUUCAACGACCUCCUCAUCCUCACCACCAAGAAGAGUUCGGAGCGCUACGUGGUGCUGGACCACGCCCACCGCUCCCUGGUGCAGGUGCAGCCCCUGGACGAGGACGUGACCAGCGGCAGCCCCUACGAGCACUGCUUCAACCUCACGCUGCUGGAGAACCACCAGGGACGGCUGAUGGAGCGCCUCUUCAAAGCCCCGUCGCAGUCCGACAUGCACCGGUGGCUGGCGGCGUUCCCCCAUCCCACCGGCACGGAGGCGGAAGACGACGAAGUCAUCUACGAGGACUGGGACUGUCCCCAGGUGCAGUGCGUGGAGCAGUACGUGGCCCAGCAGGCCGACGAGCUCACCCUGGAGCCCACGGAGAUCGUCAACGUCCUGCGCAAGACCAACGAAGGCUGGUACGAGGGGAACCGCCUGUCCGACGGCCAGAAGGGCUGGUUCCCCGUCGCCAACGUAAUCGAGAUCACCAACGAGCACGUGAGGAGACGGAACAUCAGGGAGCGCUACAGGGUCAUGAGGGCCGCCAGCCUGGUGGCCAGGAAGGCCCGCGCCGUCCAGUAGGAGCACGGGACGCCACGCGCCGGCCGAAAAGGACAACAACCGGAAACGGGUAUCAGGAAAACAAGGAUUCUGCGUUGGUUUCGGAGCAGCGAGGAAGGCUUGGUCCAACAGGGUGUCCGUCAUAAGCCAUCGUGUAAAUUAUUACCUUAUUUAUAACCUGCACAGCGCGAGGUUCGGCUCCUCGGCCACAGAGUGACUCACUGACUAAAGCAGGAUGGGGGGACAUCCCACUCCACAGAGCUCUGCCGUUCAAACAGGAAGUGCCACACACUGACACACACUUCUGAACAAGCUUGUGCGACUCGGCCGAGCCGUUCGGGAAAGCUGCCGUUGGAUGUAUUGUAAAUGCACAAAGUGUAAAUAAGGAGGGAAUGGUGUCUCCUUCAGCACUGGUACGUUUGGUAUUAAAACCAUUUUUAGUCAGA
Molecule: messenger RNA, 3386 nt
Organism: Menidia menidia (Atlantic silverside)
Lineage: Eukaryota; Metazoa; Chordata; Actinopteri; Atheriniformes; Atherinopsidae
Source: the annotation of a GenBank genome assembly